AUGUAUGGAAUUGUGAAGCACCCAGCAAGUGCUAAUCACAUUUUCCUACAGGCUCAUAAUGACAAAGAGGCCAUGAAAGAGGCAUCCAAAACCUUCUACACCAGCCUUUUAAAAUCAUUGAUGAAGUCAGAUACGCCACCAACGCAAAUGUCAGAAGUGCCACCUAUUGUACUCAGUGAAAUUGAAAAUGCCAUCAAGCUUAUGAAAGCAGAUAAAACUCCAUGGAAAGAUGGUAUGACAACAGAGGUGUUUAGUAGAGGAGAAGAGCUGUGGAAAAUACUCGUUCUAUGCUUCAAUCACCAUCUGAAAGAGAAUCAAAUACCGUUACCUUGGGAAGAGUUACACACAAUCUUAUUUCACAAGAAGGGUGAUAAAGAAGAUCUAAGAAACUAUAAUUCCAAGCUGUUUACAAGGGUCAUAGUCUCAAGAUUAUUGAAAUAUCUCACUGACUAG
Octopus bimaculoides (California two-spot octopus) is the source of this 453-nucleotide messenger RNA. RefSeq lists its product as uncharacterized. The record is from RefSeq and is a predicted model, not a curated record. NCBI's taxonomy places the organism in Eukaryota, Metazoa, Mollusca, Cephalopoda, Octopoda, Octopodidae.